Messenger RNA from Glossina fuscipes, 3014 nucleotides. Its product is annotated as mucin-2-like. Gene Ontology annotation, cellular component: extracellular region. The coding region runs from base 50 to 1780 and encodes 576 amino acids. Lineage: Eukaryota; Metazoa; Arthropoda; Insecta; Diptera; Glossinidae. The transcript has 4 exons. The record is from RefSeq and is a predicted model, not a curated record. Gene Ontology annotation, molecular function: chitin binding.
UUAGUUUUCAACGUAACUUGUACAAGUUGGGAAUUAUCAAGCUCGAAAAAUGAUUCCUCGACUCAUCCAAAUCAUUUUCGCGUUUCUAUUUGUUAAAAGUUGUCAGGGAAAUGCGGUGUCACCCAAUGAAAUGAAUACAUUAGCUCAAAUUUCUGAACAUGUAACGUGUUCAGAAGAUGCCAGGUAUUUAGCGGAUCCUAUUGAUUGCCGAUAUUACAUUAAUUGCAUUGAAGGCAUACCGUAUCGUGUUAAAUGUGUUGAAUCACUAUAUUGGAAUCAAGAUUUUCAAAUGUGCGUGUUAUCAAGUAACCACUGUGGAUCAAUUAUAACGGGCGAUAAUAUAAUAUUAAAUAGCGAGCGAACCGCAUUUUCAACAAAACCCAAACAAAUAAGAGCUAAAUUUGCAGAACCUUUAUUAUACAAUGCAUUAAUACGAACGCUUAAUGAAUCAACUGAUUCUACUACUUUACCGGAUGAUAUUGAAAAGACAACCGAAGGAACGACUUUAUCUGUAGAAAUAACUACCACGACACCGGAGGAUGCUUCAUUGUCAACAGCGAACACUGAAUCAACUGUCACGUCUUCGCAAACAGAGGAGCCUAAAACGACUACUACGGAAGGAACAACUUCGUCAGAUGACGCAUCUACGUUUUCAACAUCAAGCAACGAGCCAUCCACAACCACCUCAGAAACAGAAGAACCUAUUACAACAACACAAAGAACAACUUUACCCGUUAAUACUAGCAUCUCCACGUCUGCAACUACAACCACACCGUCCCAACCACACGAAUUGAGUACGACUGCAACACCAGACAACACAACUGUAACAGAGGAAACUACGGAUGUCAUAACAACUACAACAACAGUUGUAACAACAACAGAAAAGGACAACUCAAUAUGUAGUGACGGUCUAAUAUAUCACCAAGACCCACACGAUUGCCGCUAUUUUAUAGUGUGUAGUAAUGGUAUACCCUACAGACUCAAAUGUCCUUCAUCGUUAUUUUGGAACCAAAACAUAUUGUCUUGCGACAGGAGUGAUAAGCACUGUAACUCUUCCGGAACGACGCCAACAACAACACCAACAGCAAUACCGACAACGGUAUCUACAACCGUUCCAACGACGACACCAACAACAGAUACGACAACGGCGCCAACAACAACACCAACAACAACACCAACAACAGUACAGACAACAGUAUCUACGACCGGUCCAACGACGAUACCAACAACAACACCAACAACAGUAACAACGACAUCACCAACAACAGUACAGACAACAGUAUCUACAACCGUUCCAACGACGAUACCAACAACAGUACCAACAACAACACCAACAACAGUACCAACAACAGUACAGACAACUGUUCCAACAACGGCGCCAACAACACCAACAACAGCACCAACAACACCAACGACGAUACCAACAACAUUACCAACAACGGUACCAACAACAACACCAACAACAGAACCGACAACUGUUCCAACAACAACACCAACAACUUUGCCGACAACAGGACCAAUAGACAAGCCAAACUCAAUAUGUAGUGAUGGUCUAAUAUACCACCAAGAUCCGUAUGAUUGCCACUAUUUUAUAAAGUGCGCCAACGGUAUACCAUAUAGAUUUAAAUGUCCUUCACCAUUAUUUUGGAACCAAAGCAUAUUAUCUUGCACCCGGAGUGGUGAACACUGCAAUUCUUCGAUAACGACGCCAAAAACACUGGCACCAACGACGAUGCCAACAAGCAGACCGGCGGAUUUCGACGUGAUACCACACGCGUGAAUGGUGACCGCGUUUUGAUAUGUGAAUAAUUACCUUUAUAAAAAUCUACUAAUUUAUUGUUUUUAAAACACUUUUCUCAAUCAGUACAAGACUUUGAAUAUUAUCUGUUUCGAUCGCUUCGCUACCCAAGUUCUUUAUUUUAAAUUGAUGUUUUUGCGGGAAUGAAGGAGUCAAUUUGAAACGUAAUAUGUGCUCAUAUAAAGAGUGCCAGUCACUGUUUAAUUCUUUUACUGCUUCAAGACAUCACUUUUGACACUCAACUUUUAAUCUAGCAUGUGCUAACAUAUAAUUGAACCUUUGGUAACGCUUAUUACGAACACGAUAGUUGCUCAAGUGGGAAAGUGGACAGCGGAAAUUUUUAAGUAAACUCAAUACCUAACGUCAGUCAAAAAGAUAUGUUUCAGAAGCGCUUUCCUGCUAGUUUUCAGUUAUUUCAAAAUAUAAUAACCGUAACAACAAGAGAAUGGCAAAAACAUCCAUUUUUAGCAACUGCGAGAUAUUCAGCAAGAGACGAUAAACGGAGGAGCUUACAUAAAUCGAUUAAAUAUCGUGUUACAAGCUGAUCGCAAAUAUGCAAGAGUGAGGAAUAUCCUAUAUUUCAAAAAUAGCAACAAAAAAAAAAAAAAAGAAAAAAUAAUACGUUGGUUAUUUUGAAUAGAUAGAUGUAAAGCCUUUACGACCUCGAUAUUUUGAAGUAACAUUACAACGACAAAAGUCGGUUUCAAAUGGAUUUUAACCGAAUUUAAUUUAUCCAAUGAAGCAAUUUACGAGAAAAAUUAAUUUUAUUAUUAUAAUAACGAUUGCAGUAAGUGAUGUUACAAACUGAUGAAUAAUAUGCGAUAAGAAACCCUGCAAAACUUCAUGAAGUUCAUGAAAUGCGACAUCUUAAAUAUUACCUUACAUUUCAACUGUUACUCUUCGAUGUUUAUUUUAUAUUCUUACUAUUUAUUUUAUAUGCAUUUCUGUUUAUUUACAUUUAUAACAUAAGUACGCUAAUAUUUAAACAAACUGUAGUCUGAGUAGAAUGAAAAGAGAUAUUAUCAGAUUGAAUAUUUAUUGAUUAGCAAUUAAUUGAUUAAUGUUCUAUCGGUCUCUUCCACAUAAUUACUGAGUUCAAGGCAAUUUAUCCCCUUAACAUGAUAUAAAAGGGCCUUUUGCAGCAAUUCGAAGCGUAGUCGUUUGUAAAAAAUUGUAUUAAAUUUACUUAAAAGAAGCAAAUAUAUUUCAAAAACAA